Neohortaea acidophila is the source of this 2415-nucleotide messenger RNA. Its product is annotated as Spb1 C-terminal domain-containing protein. The coding region runs from base 1 to 2415 and encodes 804 amino acids. The transcript is spliced from 3 exons. Lineage: Eukaryota; Fungi; Ascomycota; Dothideomycetes; Mycosphaerellales; Teratosphaeriaceae. Gene Ontology annotation, molecular function: rRNA (guanine) methyltransferase activity; rRNA (uridine-2'-O-ribose)-methyltransferase activity. Gene Ontology annotation, biological process: maturation of LSU-rRNA from tricistronic rRNA transcript (SSU-rRNA, 5.8S rRNA, LSU-rRNA); rRNA methylation; maturation of 5.8S rRNA from tricistronic rRNA transcript (SSU-rRNA, 5.8S rRNA, LSU-rRNA). Gene Ontology annotation, cellular component: preribosome, large subunit precursor; nucleolus; nucleus. The record is from RefSeq and is a predicted model, not a curated record.
AUGGCGAUCCAGAAGAAGCACGCCAAAGCGCGGCUGGACAAGUACUACUACCUCGCGAAGGAGAAGAACUACCGCGCGCGCGCCGCCUUCAAGCUCAUCCAGCUCAACAAGAAAUUCUCCUUCCUGCAGUCCUCGCGAUGCCUCAUCGACCUCUGCGCCGCCCCGGGCUCCUGGCUGCAGGUCGCCGCCGAGACCAUGCCCGCAAAGAGCCUCAUCAUCGGCGUCGACCUCUCCCCCAUCAAACCCAUCCCCCGCACCAUCACCUUCCAAGACGACAUCACCUCCGACAAAUGCAGGGCGACAAUCCGCGGCCACUUGAAGGGCUGGAAGGCCGACACGGUGGUGCAUGAUGGUGCGCCGAAUGAUGCCUUCACGCAGAACGAGCUGGUGUUGGCGAGUUUGAAGCUGGCAACGGAUUUCCUGGCGCCGAACGGAACGUUUGUCACCAAAGUCUUUCGAUCAAAGGACUCGUCGAAGCUGGAGUGGAUUUUCAAGCAGCUCUUCGCCCGCGUCGAGCAGACCAAGCCGCCCUCCUCCCGUAACGUCUCCGCUGAGACCUUUUAUGUGUGUCGGGGGUACAAGGCGCCCCGGCAUAUGGACCCCAAGUUCUUGGAUUCCAAAUUUGCGUUUGCAGAGGUGGAGGCGGCAGCGGUGAAUAACGAGGCGCGCGUGUUCAAUCCGGAGAAGAAGAGGAGGAAGCGAGACGGGUAUGAAGAGGGGGAUUGGACGCAGUUCCAUGAAGAGCCGGCCACCAACUUCAUUCAAACGCAGGAUCCGAUUGAGAUGUUGGGCAGGCUCAACAAGCUGCACUUUCGACAGGAGAAUGGAGACGAUAUUGCGCUUGCUGCGCUCGACCGACUUCCCGAGACUACGGAAGAGGUGCGCAUAUGUUGUCAGGAUCUCAAGGUGCUGGGUCGCAAAGAGUUCAAGCUGCUGCUUAGAUGGAGAUUGAAGGCUAGAGAGAUAUUUGGCCUGAGAGUAAAGAAGACAUCCGAUACUGCCAAGACCGCAGGAAGUGGUGCCGAUGCUGCAGCCACGGACGGUCUGGUGGGUGAAGAGGUGGCCACCGUCGAGUCCAUGGACGACGAGAUGCGCUUGCAGGGAGAGAUUCAGCAUAUGAAGGAUAUGCAGGAUAAGGUGAAGCGCAAGGAACGAAGACGAGACAACGAGAAGAAGAGAAAGGAGAUUGUGCGCUUGCAGAUGAACAUGACGACGCCCAUGGAAAUCGGUAUUGAGUCUGCCGAGGGUGGUGAUGCUACCUUCAAACUGAAGGACGUUGAUCGCUCGGAGGUGAGGGAUCAGAUCAUUCGGGGUAGAAUGUUGACCUCCGCCGUCCGGGAGCCGGAGAAGAAGGAUGAGGAGGACAGUGAAGAAGAGGAGAGUGAUGAAGAGGAGGACGGGCUGGAAAGGCAGUUGGACAGCCUAUAUGAGGACUAUCAAGCCAGACGCGAGGAUAGAGACACCAAAGCGAGAGCGAAGCGGGUGCGCAGGGAAGCCAACGCCAUGGAGGAUGACGAAUUCGAGGGAUUUGAUGCACAAGAUCAGGGUGCCGAGACGGAUGCCAGCUCUGAUGCCGAUCUCAUUGAAGAUGACUCGGCCGACGAUCUUGACGAUGAACAAGAUGGAAGGAAGCUGAUGACGGAGCUGCAGCCUCGGACAGCGCCAGGUGCUUUGUCUGGUCGAGCGGCCACCUUUUUCCAACGGGACAUUUUCAAGGAUAUUGAGGGGAUGGAUGAUGCAAGCGAGCAUGACGACGAAGAAGCUGAAAAGGAGCGAGACAGUGGUGUUGACGUUGCCAGUCCAGAUCUGCAGCCCAAAGCGGGUGGCAAGAAAGAAGGCCGGCCCAACAUCGACAUCAUCACCGCCGAAGCCAUGACGCUCGCCCACGCCCUCGCAACGGGUAAAACCACCAAAGCCCAACUGGCCGACGACAUCUUUAACAAGUACUCGCACCGCGACACUGACGGGCUCCCGGAGUGGUUCCUCGACGAUGAGGGCAAACACAGCCGACCACACCGGCCCGUCAGCGCCGAAGCAGCGCAAGCGAUCAAGGAGAAGCUGCGCGCCCUUAAUGCGCGACCCAUCAAGAAGGUCCGAGAAGCCAAGGCGCGCAAGCACUUGCGCACGGCGCGCCGGCUGGAGAAGCUGAAGAGGAAGUCGGAGGGCUUGGCGGAGGGCGGGGAUAUGAGUGAGCGCGAUGCGGCGAACAAUAUCGCCGCGUUGAUGGCGAAGGCGAAGAAGACGGGCGGCAGUAAGAAGAAGAAGGAGGUCAAGGUUGUGCGGGCGGGGGGUUUCAAUAAGGGUGCUGGUCGGCCUAGGGGUGUCAAGGGAAAGUACAAGAUGGUGGAUCCCAGGUUGAAGAAGGAUGUGCGGGGCGAGAAGCGGUUGGCGAAGAAGAUGAAGGGGAAGAAGUAG